AGGUCUUUCUUUCUCUAAUCUGGAUCUUGAACAUUUUUCUUCCUCUUCGUCUAAUCAUCAUCAUCGUCAUUUCCUACUUCCUGCGUUCCUCUGAAAACGAAAAUCGGGAGAAUUUCAUCAUCUUAUCUGUAUUUUCGUCGAUCUUCUCUAGAUCGAACCUUCAUUUAUGAGAAAAAUGGUCGUAUGCAUCGGCGCUCUCCUUUUCCUUGAUCCGAUCUACAAUUUCACCGACGUGCUGGAAAUUGUGCAAUGUAAACCUAUUCUUUCAAGAUGAACGGUAUAGACUAGGGGAAUUUCUUCUGCAUUGUGUUUGCAGAAUUCAGUCGGUUUCAGCAGACAUCUUGGGUAAAUAUGGAGGCAUCUAGUGGAAGCAAUAGCCAUAGAAUUGCCUUGGAUUGUUCAAACAAUGAAAUCUCCCAAGAAUCACGGAUUCAAAGCCCUAAGUUUGAAAUCUCUGAUUCUGGAAUCCCACAGGCCGUUGGACCAGACCAACGGUUCUAUUCGAUGAAUGCGCUUGAGAUCUUGAGAGAAACCAUCCGCAUCCUCCGCUUCAAUUCCACAUGUUUCCUGGCGAUAGCGGCAGUCCUCAUUUGCCCUGUAUCUGCUAUCCUGCUCUCGAAUGCCCUUGUUAAUCAGUCCAUCGUGAAGAGAUUGACGGUCCGGCUUUUAUUGCUUGCAAGGUCCUGUGGGCUUCCCUUGAUUCCUUCGCUAAAGCAGUCAUGCCAACGUCUCUCUGAAAUGGUUGCUUCUGCUGCUUUCUGCUUCCCUUUUUACAUCACAUUCUUGCUGUUGGCCAAAGCUGCCAUAGUGUAUUCAGUGGCCUGCACUUAUGCUGGAAAGAAGGUCGCCGGUUCCAAGUUUUUUGCGACUGUCGCUAAGAUCUGGAGGCGUGUGCUUGUCACGUAUAUGUGGGUUUGUAUGGCGAUUAUCGGCUGUGUAGCCCUGUUUAUGGUCCUGCUUGUGAUUGUCUGCAAUAUAUUUGUUCUGGUGUGUUUUCCUUCUGAGCUAAUUGUCUAUCCUGCUCUGGUUGUGGAAGUUGUCUUCGCGGUGGUUUUUGCCCAUGCAAUUAUUGUCUGCAACCUUGCAACUGUCAUCUCUGUUUUGGAGGAUGUGUCAGGACCGCAGGCCUUCUUGAGGUCGGUUUUUCUGAUCAAGGGUCAGACUCAAGUGGGUCUUCUGAUAUUUCUUGGAUCGACCAUUGGGAUGACUUUUGUGGAAGGAUUGUUCGAGCAUAGAGUGAAGACUUUGAGCUAUGGAGAUGGGUCUUCGAGGAUAUGGGAAGGACCUCUGCUCGUGGUUAUGUAUUCGUUCGUGGUACUUGUUGAUUAUAUGAUGAGUGCUGUUUUCUACUUCACCUGUAGAUCUUCUAGUUUGGAAGCAUUUGAUGGGGAUGGACAGACCCUAGUAGAGUCGUAUACUGUUUCCACUGGAUAGUUAGCCAUUCAAUGACAUGACAUCACAGGGAAAAUAUAUCUUGAUACUGAUACUGAUCUGCACCAUGUUUCUUGCUUAAUAAGCAGAAAGAAUUACGAAUGGCAGGCAUCCAUAGAAUGCUGUCAUCUGGGUCCAAAUGGUGGAGAAUUGUAUUGCUUUCAUUGUAUUCAUGGUGGGUUCUGAAAACUCUCAAGGGAAGAAAGAAAGCUCCAUUACUGCAACGUCAGCGAAUUGAGUUCCAUGUGGAAGAAAUUUUGGACAUCCCAUUCCCAGCUCAUACGACAUUCUUUGUAUAGCCUGUAUUUCCCAUUACACAUUCAAAAUUGAUGCCAAGGUGCCUUACAUAGUUCAGAGAAUGUUCUUUCAUCAUUUGAGUUUCCUCCAGAAAAAAUAAUAAGUAACAUUGUCCUUUGCAA
Magnolia sinica is the source of this 1850-nucleotide messenger RNA. RefSeq lists its product as uncharacterized. The record is from RefSeq and is a predicted model, not a curated record. Bases 352 to 1434 code for a protein of 360 amino acids. The transcript has a single exon. Lineage: Eukaryota; Viridiplantae; Streptophyta; Magnoliopsida; Magnoliales; Magnoliaceae.